AUGACACAGCUCUACACCAUCAUCCCCUACGCAUUCGGCAUCAUCACCCUCCCAAUCGCAAACAUCAUCGCCGACCGGCUUGACAAAGGGCUGAUUGGAUAUAUCAUGCUCUUGACCAGCACCAACUCCGUCGUCCUCAUGGCAGGAUGCUGCUUCGUCUCGGCCGGCGCGUUCCCCGCAGCCGUCCUGGGCAGUGCCUGGGUUAUGAUCUCGCAUGCGGGCUUCACGAAACAGGCCGCGGCCUGGGCUAUAUCCCAGAUCUUUAUCCAGUGCUAUAGCAUCAUCAGCACGCAGGUCUACACUGACCCGCCGCGCUUUUUCAAGGGCCAUGGGACUUUGCUUGGUUUGAAUGCUCUCGGCACCGUGGCUGUCUUGAUUACUAUGUGGUUGUUUAAGCGUGAGAAUCGGAGACGUGAUGCUGUUGCUACUGAGUUUGCAGCGCGAGGGGAGACUAACCCGGAGAGUGUAAAGGAUUAUGAAGUUGUGCGAUGCGCAUCCGGAUUUCAGGUAUACUCUUUAAAGCAAGGAAACUAA
Molecule: messenger RNA, 534 nt
Organism: Penicillium alfredii
Lineage: Eukaryota; Fungi; Ascomycota; Eurotiomycetes; Eurotiales; Aspergillaceae
Product: major facilitator superfamily domain-containing protein
Exons: 1
Coding region: 1-534 (177 amino acids)
Cellular component (GO): membrane
Molecular function (GO): transmembrane transporter activity
Source: RefSeq, a predicted model, not a curated record